Molecule: messenger RNA, 487 nt
Organism: Colletotrichum phormii
Lineage: Eukaryota; Fungi; Ascomycota; Sordariomycetes; Glomerellales; Glomerellaceae
Exons: 1
Coding region: 174-449 (91 amino acids)
Source: RefSeq, a predicted model, not a curated record
UCAUCCAAGCAGGUGAUGCAUCUUGCUAGUCCUGCGCAAGUUGAGCUCACCGAACCCAGCCAAAGUCUCACCAUCCUUGCCGAAGCGAAGAACAGUUCGAACUUGGGACUCCACCUCAAAAAAUACAUACUGGUAGUUGCGAACUUGCGGCCUGCCCUGCAGCACUUGUACGAAUGCAGUCUACGGAGUAUGUACACAUCGCCGCAGCUGUUUGUCCGGCAAAGUGCAAACCCACGGCUGUUAUGCCAUUCUCGGUGCUGAACCAACGCGCACGAUACAGUUUACCUCGACGAUUGAAUACCUACCGUCAACCACGAACACAAGCAGCCAUCCGAUCGUGGCAUUCCCGUAUCAAUUGCACAUCUUGCCAACGAAUGUACCAUGCAGCCAACCUCUGCACCUCCAGCUUCACCGUGCGCCACCCCCAGACCUUCUGGUCCGUGAGCUGAGCAAAACCUCCGGCUCCAUGACGAUGCGAUCUCGAUGU